Messenger RNA from Polyodon spathula (Mississippi paddlefish), 2914 nucleotides. RefSeq names its product tripartite motif-containing protein 54-like. The transcript is spliced from 9 exons. Lineage: Eukaryota; Metazoa; Chordata; Actinopteri; Acipenseriformes; Polyodontidae. The record is from RefSeq and is a predicted model, not a curated record. Bases 119 to 1198 code for a protein of 359 amino acids. Gene Ontology annotation, molecular function: zinc ion binding.
GACCUGAAUUCUGGGAGAAGCAACAGCAGGCUAGCAAGUGAGAGGGAGGAACAGGCUGAGGGAAGGGAAGAUAGUUAUUUUACCAACUUUCAGAGUUUUGCUGUGCACUGAAGAGGGGAUGAACUUUGCAGUAGGCUAUAAACCGUUGCUGGGGGACUUGAACACCAUGGAUAACCUGGAGAAGCAGCUCAUCUGCCCCAUCUGCUUGGAGAUGUUCACCAAACCUGUGGUGAUCCUGCCCUGCCAACACAAUCUCUGCAGGAAGUGUGCCAAUGAUGUCUUCCAGGCUUCUAACCCACUGUGGCUGUCGCGAGGCUCCACGACUGUAUCCUCAGGGGGGCGUUUCCGUUGCCCUUCCUGCCGACACGAAGUGAUCCUGGACCGGCACGGAGUUUAUGGACUGCAGAGGAACCUCCUGGUGGAAAACAUCAUCGACAUCUACAAACAGGAGUCUUCCAGGCCUAUCCACACCAAGAUGGAGCAGCAGCUGAUGUGUGAGGAACACGGGGAAGAGAAGAUUAACAUCUACUGCCUGACCUGUGAGACACCCACCUGCUCCAUGUGCAAGGUGUUCGGAGCUCACAAAGACUGUGAAGUGGCUCCUCUACAAAACGUUUAUCAACAGCAAAAGACUGAAUUGAGUGAUGGCAUUGCUAUGCUGGUGGCGGGGAAUGACCGAAUCCAGGCUAUGAUCUCCAGACUGGAGGAAAUUUGUAAAACUAUUGAGGACAACGGGAGGCAGCAGAAGAAGCUCCUGUGCAGGAAGUUUGACGCCCUCUGCAGCGUGCUGGAGGAGAGGAAGAAGGAGCUCCUGCUGUGUAUCACCCGGGAACAGGAUGAGAAGCUGGGCCACGUCAGGGCUCUGUGCCGGCAGCAUGGAGACCACCUGGAGGGAGCAGCCAAGCUGGUGGAGACAUGCAUCCAGUCCAUGGAGGAGCAGCAGAUGGCUGCUUUCCUACAGCAUGCUAAGGAAUUGAUUACAAAGAUGACAGACACUGCCAAAGCGUCGAACAUGGAGAGGCCUGUGCCAGGAUAUGAGAACAUGGAUCAUUUCAUCAUUAGCACUGAAGAUGUUAGUGACAUGCUGAGAACCAUAGACUUCCAACAAGUGUCACAGGGAGAUGACAAUCAAGAGGUAUAUCAGGUUGCGGAGGAAGAAGUAGAGGCCCAGCAAAGCACAGAUGCCCAGGUCCAGUGAAGAACGAAGAGAUGAGAUUGUUUGCUUUUAUAGCCCCAGUCGCAACAUAUCAUUAGCAUAGACAAUGCAAGUCUGCAGUUGUUUUUUCCCUACCCAUAAUGAUGACACUGUUACAGUUCUAUAUGUGGUCUGUGACAUGGACAGUUCACAGUGAUGUCAACAACGGCACAACAUGUUAGAGAUGAUGGGUGAUGUUCUAUACAUGCAAUGGAAUUCUAUACAUUGUAUACAGUUUGUUGUCAAAGGCAUUAUGACAUUUUAGAAAGCCAUAGCACUGUAUUUUUGCAGAAGCUGCUCUUUCACACACUUAUUGAGCUAUCUCAGUGUUAAUAUGAGCAUCAGUGGUAAGUUACCUGUGUUGUGUGCUGUGUCUAGUUAAGCUAACUCUAUAAGUUUAAAUAGCUCAAACUGCUGUGCUGUGUUAUACCUACCAGCAGAGCAGGUACAACCUCUUCUAGGCAUGCCUGCAGAGGUGCAGCUGAAGGAAAUACCUGCAAAGAAAUCAUACUUUCCAUAAUUUACUGGAGUGAGAUAGCAACUGUUGGGUUAUUAUUCUCUGUCACAAAUAAGUAUAAAAAGUUACCCAUAAUUUGAUUAUUUCAUUAAUAAUAAUAAAUUCUAGAAACACCAUCAGUUAUUUGUGCUUAUUAAUGGACACAGAGACACCAGGCAAGGUUAAGACUGUAUAAAAAUGGCUUCAGAAUUAAAAAUACAGUCCAGUUGAAUUGACGUAUGUUAUAUGAAGGAGUUGGCCGAACCGGUACUGGUGAAACCCCUUUAGAUAAGAGUGCAGGUGAGGACUGCAGACUACAAAAUAUGGCAGUGAAAUCCGCACAGAGCGAGAGCUCGCCACAUGCUGAUGCUGGUGGUGGUGGUGGUGGGGCAUGUGUUGCUUGAAACAGGUGGGUAAAAUGCUGGUAGAGGUAAUAAAGAUUCAGAAUGGAUGGAUAUCAGAAAGAAAUGGGGGUGAGAAACUAAAAAGUUAUUUGAACAGGUUAAAAAGUUUGUUUGAAAAGAAAGCUGUGGUUGUCUCUUUAUCUCCUUAAACAACUGUCAAUCUUUACAGGUUCCUGUUUUUAUUGAUGUUAUUUGUAAUAAAGAACACGGUUAUUUAAACAAGGUGACCCACAGUAUGCUCAGCCACUGAUUCACAGGUUUAAUGUUAAACAUCCAGACUGAUGAAUUCCAUGUACAACAGCAUUAAUUUCUAAAUACACUGUAAUUGUACAGUGUAAAACAAAAUAAUCAUUAUGAAUAAAAACAUAAUUGUGUCCAUAAUUGUCUUUGCUUCUCUGAUUAGUUUGACAUCGUGACAUCCUGUAUAGAAGGGAUGUUCGAACAGUCUGGGGUGAAGCGUGUGUUCAUGAUGGACAGACACAGUUCAGCCAUGCAGUAUAGUGAAACUACUCCUGAAAUGUGGUCUUUUGGCCUAUGGUUCUGAAAAGGUCAAUAUAAUGGACUACCUGCCUUCACUUCAGAUUAUUGUGUUUGACUCCAAUGUUUGAACAUCGGUUUUAAGGGGAAACAACUAAAAAUGUUUCUGCAGAAUAUACUCUUGUGUUUGUAUUCAAUAUUGUCCAACCCUUUAAAAACAUUUACUGUGGUACCAUACUAAAAGCAUAGUAUAGGCAUGGUAUAAGCACAGGAAACUGAAGAAUUACUGUGAAAUUUACAAUGGUAAACUUAUAUGUGGCAAAGAAAAAAGAACAGUAAAUA